Messenger RNA from Juglans microcarpa x Juglans regia, 2219 nucleotides. Its product is annotated as probable methyltransferase PMT21. Gene Ontology annotation, molecular function: methyltransferase activity. The coding region runs from base 263 to 2065 and encodes 600 amino acids. Gene Ontology annotation, cellular component: endosome; trans-Golgi network; cytoplasm. Lineage: Eukaryota; Viridiplantae; Streptophyta; Magnoliopsida; Fagales; Juglandaceae. The record is from RefSeq and is a predicted model, not a curated record. The transcript is spliced from 8 exons.
AGUAAAAGAAAAUCUAUUGAAGGCAAGGAGGUAAUAGUUUUUUAAGACAACUAGAUAUCCCAGUACAGUUAUCGCAUAAUAUUGUAUUCAAGGUUUUUCUCUCUUGUUCACGCAGAGAGAGAGAGAGAGAGAGAGGGGUGUGUGUUCCGGAAUCCGGACAGCCAUAGCUUUCUCUCUGGAUUUUGGAAGCAAAGUAAAAAGAGAGGCUAUACACAGACAGAGAGAAAGAGAUAGAUAGAGAUAGCUUACGACUUCAAGGAUCAUGAAGCAUAAAGAUGGAAAACCAGCUCCCCAAGGGGACAAAAGUUUGAGGCUUGUCCCCAUGUCAAUCAUGUUUUUGGUGCUAUGCGGAUGUUCCUUUUAUCUUGGUGGGAUAUUUUGUUCUGAGAAGAGCAGGUUUGACACUAAGAAUGUUGCAAGUGAUGUCCAAUCUCCCAAGGUAUCGAUAGUUACUCCUCUUCAAAAUAAACACGUUGAGUUUCCUGAAUGCAGCAGUGACUAUCAAGACUACACUCCGUGCACAGAUCCAAGGAGGUGGAAGAAGUACGGUGUUCAUCGGCUUAGUUUCAUGGAACGCCACUGCCCUCCAGUAUUUGAAAGGAAGGAAUGUUUGAUUCCACCCCCCGAUGGGUAUAAGCCGCCAAUUAAAUGGCCAAAGAGCAGGGAUGAAUGUUGGUACAGAAAUGUACCAUAUAAUUGGAUUAACAAGCAGAAAUCAAAUCAGAAUUGGCUCAGGAAAGAAGGGGAUAAGUUCCUUUUUCCUGGUGGGGGUACUAUGUUCCCUACAGGUGUUGGUGCAUAUGUUGAUCUGAUGCAAGAUCUGAUCCCAGAGAUGAAAGAUGGAACUAUUCGAACUGCCGUUGACACUGGGUGCGGGGUUGCAAGCUGGGGUGGUGAUUUGUUAGAUCGUGGGAUUCUAACAGUUUCUCUUGCCCCAAGAGAUAAUCAUGAAGCUCAAGUCCAGUUUGCACUGGAACGUGGAAUUCCAGCAAUCCUUGGCAUAAUUUCUACACAACGACUUCCGUUCCCCUCAAAGUCAUUUGAUAUGGCUCAUUGCUCAAGGUGCCUUAUCCCAUGGACAGAUUUUGGUGGAAUUUACCUCCUUGAAAUACAACGCAUACUUCGUCCUGGAGGUUUCUGGGUCUUGUCUGGCCCACCUGUUAACUAUGAACGUCGCUGGCGAGGAUGGAACACUACUGUGAAAGAGCAGAGAUCGGAUUACCAAAAGUUGCAGAAGCUGCUAACUUCUAUGUGCUUCAAACUUUACAACAAAAAAGAUGACAUUGCUGUUUGGCAGAAAUCUUCAGACAGUAGUUGCUACAUUCGGCUGGAAAAUCCAGAUGCCUACCCACCUAAAUGUGAUGAUAGCAUUGAGCCAGAUUCAGCAUGGUACACUCCACUUCGCCCUUGUGUUGUUGUUCCAAAUCCAAACCAUAAGAAAUCUGCAUUGGGGUCCAUCCCUAAAUGGCCUGAGCGGUUGCGUAUUGCUCCUGAACGGAUUUCAAUUAUUCAUCGUGGGAGCGCUAGUGCUUUCAAGCAUGAUGACAGUAUGUGGAAUGCGCGAGUGAAGCACUACAAAAAGUUGCUCCCUGCCAUUGGGACUAAUAAGAUACGAAAUGUAAUGGACAUGAAUACAGCUUAUGGAGGUUUUGCUGCGGCUUUAGUUGAUGAUCCCUUGUGGGUCAUGAAUGUGGUCUCAUCCUAUGCUCCCAAUACACUUGCUGUGGUCUUUGACCGGGGUCUCAUUGGAACUUAUCAUGAUUGGUGUGAAGCAUUCUCAACAUAUCCUCGAACAUAUGAUCUCCUUCACCUUGAUAGCCUCUUUACUGCUGAAAGCCACAGAUGUGAUAUGAAACGUGUGCUCCUGGAGAUGGAUCGGAUCCUGCGACCCAACGGGUAUGCAAUGAUUCGGGAAUCCAGUUAUUUUGUGGAUGCUGUUGCCUCGAGUGCCAAGGAGAUGAGAUGGGGUUGCCAUAAAGAAGACACCGAGUAUGGCAUCGAGAAGGAGAAGAUAUUGAUUUGCCGGAAAAAGUUAUGGUACUCCUCUAACAGGAGCUCAGGCUGACAAUGUAUUAGAGGGUCAAGAACAAAUAUAAUUCUGGGAGUUCGAUACCCCGCUCAUAGAGAGAUUAGUUCAGUCUAAAGAAGCUCAAAAUCUUUGAAUUCAUAUUCUUCAACUGCAAAUUAGUUUCCGAAUAAUAUUAAUUUAUUAAUGUAAA